Molecule: messenger RNA, 1843 nt
Organism: Ricinus communis (castor bean)
Lineage: Eukaryota; Viridiplantae; Streptophyta; Magnoliopsida; Malpighiales; Euphorbiaceae
Product: tRNA (guanine(37)-N1)-methyltransferase 1
Exons: 11
Coding region: 124-1551 (475 amino acids)
Biological process (GO): tRNA N1-guanine methylation
Cellular component (GO): cytoplasm
Source: RefSeq, a predicted model, not a curated record
AUUGUUUCUGUUAAAACUCUGUAAUCGAUUCAAUGUUGGACGAAAGUAAAUUUGAUGUGCAACUGAAGUUAUGGGCAUUAAGAAUACCUCGUGAACUCUGCAAGACUGCAACUCGCUUACUGAAUGGAAAAAAAAAAAACUUUUGAUUGCAGAUAUUUGCUUGAUAAGGCUCGCGUUAAGCCUAUUACUGAAGAUCCUACUUCUGAAAAGAAUCGUUAUUUGAUAUUAUCUGAAGCUGUUCAAAAUAAUGAUUUGAGUGAUAUUUCAGCUGAAAGACUUGAGGAAUUGAAGAAAUUAUGCAAGAUUGAAGUAGUUCCUUAUUCUAUGACACUUGGAUAUUCCUACUGGGGUGCCGAUCAUAUAUUGAAGCAGAUCCUGCCUCCUGGAGUCGAGAUCCCUUCAUCUUUUGAAACAAUAGGUCACAUUGCCCAUCUGAAUAUACAUGAUGAACUGCUUCCAUACAAGGAUGUUAUUGCUAAGGUUAUUUAUGAUAAAAACUAUCCCAGGAUCAAAACUAUUGUUAACAAAGUUGGAACAAUUACAAAUGAGUUCCGAGUACCAAAGUUUGAAGUUCUGGCUGGAGAAAAUGAUAUGGUCACAGAAGUAAAGCAAUACGGGGCAACAUUCAAGCUUGAUUAUGGCUUGGUUUACUGGAAUUCAAGGUUGGAACAUGAACAUAUAAGGCUGGUUUCUCAAUUCCAACCAGGGGAUACGAUUUGUGAUAUGUUUGCUGGUAUUGGUCCUUUUGCAAUACCAGCAGCACAGAAAGGAUGUGUAGUUUAUGCAAAUGAUUUGAAUCCGGAUAGCUUUCAAUAUUUGAAGAUCAAUGCAAAACUGAAUAAGGUUGAUGAUCUCAUUUUUGCAUACAACAUGGAUGCUAGGACAUUUAUUUCCCAUCUGAUGGCAGUGCCAUCUUAUGAAAAUGAUUUAGAAUCUAAUUCUCCCACUCUUAAAGCAUGUCAGAAUCACAGGAUACAGGCCUAUGAGGAAACACAGGUUGCAGUUGUGGUGAAGGAAGUGCCUGAUAAGGUUUCAAGUGAUCAUGAGUUUGCACAAGAUCAAUGUAGGAAGGGAGAUGCAUUUGUAGCUGCCGUUAAAAGGCCAUCUACUUGCUGUCAGGAAGGAAAUGGGAACCCCCAUGGUGCUGCUAUUUCUUCCACUUCUAAAAGAAAAGGAAGCAUAAAUAAGAGGCUGAGAGCCUCUGAAUUGCCAAAUACUAAGCCUUGGGAGCAUGUUGAUCAUGUGAUAAUGAAUCUUCCUGCUUCUGCUUUACAAUUUCUAGAUUCUUUUAGCAGCGUUAUUCAAAGGAAAGACUGGAAGGGAGCUCUUCCCUGUAUCCACUGCUAUUGCUUUAUGCGGGCAACUGAAACCAAAGAAUCUAUUGUCUUGGAGGCCGAGUCUACCAUAGGUGCUCCUAUCCAAGGCCCAAUAUUUCAUAGGGUCAGAGAUGUUGCUCCAAAUAAGGCAAUGUUUUGCUUAAGCUUUAGACUACCAGAAGGAUGUUUGAAAGAUGCUGCCGCUAACCUUCAUUCUGUCAAUGGAGAUUUAUAACCAGUUAUUUGAACGAUUUUUUUCUUAUUCUGACUUUCACAAUCUAUAUAUUCAGGAUUAUGGUGAUCUUAGUCCUUUUACCCCAUACAUAAGUAGAAGCAUAAAGGAAAAACUUAGCAGUAGAGACAAACUUCAGACUGAUAAAUGAACAUGUCAAGGAAAUCUAUUACGAUAUUUCCUUUUUUAUUUUCAAUUUUGUCCUGAGUCAUUAAAACGAUGUAGAUCAAUUUCUUGUAAUGGUCAAGUACUGAAUCAUUUAUUAGAAAAUGAUUAAGCAAUCUAUGUUUUGGAA